Molecule: messenger RNA, 3228 nt
Organism: Dermacentor silvarum
Lineage: Eukaryota; Metazoa; Arthropoda; Arachnida; Ixodida; Ixodidae
Product: neprilysin-1-like
Exons: 10
Coding region: 1-3228 (1075 amino acids)
Biological process (GO): protein processing
Cellular component (GO): plasma membrane
Molecular function (GO): metalloendopeptidase activity
Source: RefSeq, a predicted model, not a curated record
AUGGCCUCUAACAAGGACCGUGCUAAGCUCAACGAAGCUUCCAAGGCGUCCGUGGCCCAGAGUCGUGCAGCCAGUGCUCUCGCGACCACUACUCGCACCAGAGAUCUUGGGCAAGGCAGUGAACAUGGCACCAAAGAAGCCUCGAGGGACCCGAAAAAGGAACCGACGCCACCCUACACGGUCUCACUGCAAGACGGCAAUAGAGCAGCGGCUAAUGAAAUCGACGCUGUUGUCGUCCAAGAUGCCGAAGAUAUGAUAGCCUCGAAUACCGAGGAGAGAGAGGAAAGCGAACAGCAGGACUCCCCACAAGACAGCCAAGAUUCGCAGGAGCAUAAUCGGGAACGCCUUGACGAGUCCAAGGAUGCCGACGCUUCGAAUGCUCUGGGAAGGUCUCCACCGAACGCGUCUGAGCCAGGACGUGACCAUUCAGAGACGAUGGAGCACGAUUCCAGCGGUGCUGACGUGCAAGCAGCUGGUUCCAAGACACUGGUGCCAGAAUUCUCCAGAGAGGACGAACCUGUCGAAACGACCGAUUCCGCGCAAGGUGCACCUACAACAGAUUGGAAACACCAGGCAUCGAAGACGACGUCCCUGGCGAAGCCGUCAAGCGCGUCGCGAAAUCAAAGGAACAAAGCUGCGCGCGGUGGGCGAACUCCAUCUUUGUCAGGCCAGCUCGAACAGCAUCCAGCUAUACCGUUGUCCGGUCGGGAAUUGGUAGACCAGGGCGAAGACACCGCCGAGCAAGAAAUCGCCGAGAAAGGUAAAAUCUCGCUGCCAACUACCAAGUCUGCAGGAAGCUCAACGCCCCGCGGCAGUGCGCGAGAUUCUCGCAAAGGCAUUGUCAACACCGAGGUUGGUGCCGGAGGGCUUUCCGAAACACCCACUGCUCGGGCAACGUCGUCAAAGUUGAGGCCACCUCCCGCGCAUUGGCGUCAAAGCGAGUCUUCGGAGCACAGCGACCUCUCCGAGAGGGGUUCGGAGGGCUGCCGUACGCCCACUACUUCAGCUGCGUCUGGCCUGCAGCUGAAGGAGCACGUGUUUGAUCCGCCGUGGAUGAAGCAACGGCCACGCCGACAAUCCAAAUUGCUGCCACUGUCAUUCGGGUCGCGCGGAAACACUGCCGCGGUCUUGACGACCUCGACGUGGGCGCGGGGGUCACACCUGCGCUUCGGAGAACGCCGCAACGGCUCCAGACGCUCAGAGGCAUUCGGAAGCCUGCAGAGCCCACCGCAAUUCCUCUCGACCACGACGCAAGGAUUCUUCACUGAGAAGGGUGACAGGGGUGUGAAGGCUUUCCUCAAGAACCAACCAACGGGCGCCAUCUUGUGCGUUCUGCUCCUUCUAGCGGCGGGGAUCGCCUUGAUUCUGCUACUGGGUGUCUUCGGAGGUGGCGUUGGCGAUAGGCGGCGCGGCUCCGCCGCCGUAUGUCGCACGGAACCAUGCCGCGAAUACUCGCACCGCCUAGCGGUGACCUUGAACUCCUCGUUUAAUCCGUGCGAAGGCUUCACGCGCUUCGUGUGCGGUGGAUGGCGUCGUCAUAACCAACUCUCCGUACGCCAGAUGGCGUUCCUGUCCGAGCUGCGCCGCAUGUCCUACCUGCUACGUUCGGUGCCCGUUCCGCACAAGACGCAGAAGCCACUACAGAGGGCGGCCGCUUUCUACCGCAGCUGUGACGCCGUGCGCAGCGGCGAUGCCGACGAGCUGCCGAAGGUAAAAGCGGCUCUUCUCCAUGCCGGCGUAACUUGGCCCCGACUGCCCAAAGGCUCGGACCCAGUAGAUCUGCUUCGAACUUUGCUGCACGUGUCACUGAGACUCCGGUGGAGUGCGGUGCUCCACGUGUCCAUCAAGCGCUACCCGAAUGCAACCGUCGUCACACUGGCUCCGCUCCGAGAAAUCGAGCGCAUCGUGGAGAAGCACCGAAAGUUGGCCAAGAAUGUCCGAGCAGCCGAGGUCUACUUCGAAACACUCAGGCGGGACUUCGGCGGCACAGCAGGGGAGACUCUCAAUUUUCUGAACCACGUCAAGCUCCACAACACCUACAUGGUCCCUCUAGCAGGGGCACUGAAUCUCUCUAAAGGUUCUCGCGCGCUCGAAUCGGUCGAUGUGUUCAGCGUGGUGCCGGAACUCAGCAAAGAACGCUGGAUGACGGAGCUGGGACGGUACGGUAGCAUGUCGGGUCCCUUGGUCUUUGAGACGAGCAAGCCCGGCUACGUUACGACCUUUCUGAAACUAUGGAAAGCGAACGGUGAACGGGGCAUGCACACGUUCUACUCCUGGUCCACCGUCCAGACCGCAGCACUGUUCGCCAACCGACGGCUACUAGUCAAUUUCUACGGUUGCGAAGACUGCGCGGACCUACACCAUGGCGCCUUUUGCUUGAGCAAGGCGUACCUGCUUGGCGGCAACCAGUUGUUCCUCGAUUACUUCGACGAGCUCCUCUCUGAGCGAGCUGUCAACUCGGCGAGGCGUGUGGUGGCCAACACUUUCAAAGCGUUCGCGCAGCGAAUCGACAAAUGGCCGUACCGGGACCUAAAUUACACCGUGGUCCGGGACUGGGACACCGCUACCGACGUGGCCCUCGGAUACUUUGACCCUCACUCCGGGUUGCGGACGCAAGUGACUUGCGCACAGCAGGCCACGGCGCCGGUACUCAACCCGGGCGAUAUGGACGACUCUCUGGUCGAGAACUGGCAGUCGAUCGCUCUGCAACUCGCGGACGAACGCGAUCGCUGGGCUGCUUCCGAGCAGAUCGAGUUCGCCGAAUGGACUGUUCUACUUCCUGCUGACUUCCUGGCUGUGCUUCCGUACGGACUGUCCUUUCCUUCGUUCGAUGAGAGUGCCACGCAGUUCAUAAACCAAGGAGGCCUCGGGAACCACGUGGCUUCGGCGCUGAGCGAGCUCUUCUUGCAGAGGUACGCGGAUUCACCCGGUACUGCCAUCUCCACCUUGCAAUGCGCCACCAACGCCAACCGCUCCGGCGACAGUGACUCUUCGGUCAGGAGGAGUGGGGACAAUGACGAGUAUCUCGAAGGAUUCGGUGGUUACAGUGCCACCGCUAUGUUCUUUGUUGCCUCGUGCUACGUCCUCUGCGGCGGUCACGACGGAGUACGCUACUCCACUGGCGACGAGUGCGACGAGCCGUUCCGCAACGUGAAUGGCUUUGCGAAUGCGUUCACUUGCGAGCUUGGGAGCCCGAUGAACCCUAUUGAUAAGUGUGGUUUUACGUGA